Penicillium pulvis is the source of this 1062-nucleotide messenger RNA. RefSeq names its product J domain-containing protein. Gene Ontology annotation, biological process: cellular response to misfolded protein. Gene Ontology annotation, molecular function: Hsp70 protein binding. Gene Ontology annotation, cellular component: endoplasmic reticulum membrane. Lineage: Eukaryota; Fungi; Ascomycota; Eurotiomycetes; Eurotiales; Aspergillaceae. The transcript has 3 exons. The record is from RefSeq and is a predicted model, not a curated record. Bases 1 to 1062 code for a protein of 353 amino acids.
AUGCCUUCAGCCACAGCAUCCGGCUCCGAUGCCAAAGGCAAUGGCGCGCGGUCGCGUGAACAUAAUCAGGGCAACCAGGACCGCAAGUUCACGCCCGAGCAGAAAGAAGCUGUUUUGCGGAUCCGAAAAUGCAAACCCACUGCCUUUUACGAGAUCCUUUUAUGCGAGCGCACCGCCACAGAUAGCGAAAUCAAGAAGGCAUACAGGAAACAGAGUUUGUUGACACACCCGGAUAAGAACGGAUAUGAGGGUGCGGAUGAAGCAUUUAAAGUUGUCUCGCGCGCGUUCCAAGUCCUCUCGGAUGAAGAUAAGAGAAAAGCGUAUAACGUCAGUGGACAAGAUCCGGAUAGCAGAUUUAACCCCGGUCCUAGCGCCUCUGCUGGUGGUGGUCGCUCACCAUUUGGCGGCGGUGGAUUCGGAGGUGGUGGAUUCCCUCGAGGGGGAGGAUUCGACGGCGAGAUUUCUCCAGAGGACCUGUUCAAUCAGUUCUUCGGCGGUGGCGGCGCAUUUGGUGGCGGUGGGUUCGGAGGCCCCCAGUUUGUCUUCAACAUGGGUGGUGGUCCAAAUGUCCGCAUGCACCAGUUUGGGGGAGCUACGCCACGACGACGACCUCGCACAACUAAUUCGGGGCAGCCACAGCCUGCUCCUGAUGCAUGGUCUAUUCUUCGCCAAAUCAUGCCUCUCCUCAUUCUUUUCGUCCUUCCUCUCCUCUCGUCUCUUUUCUCCGGCUCUUCUCCCGCUGGCCCCUCCUACCGAUAUGAUACAGCCAAGCCGCCUCACACCAUGGGCCGCACAACUCCCAAGCUUAAUAUCAACUACUUUGUCAACCCACUAGAUGUGGAGGACUUAAGCCCUCGCAAACUCCGGCAAUUGGACCAGCGAGUGGAAGUGGAUUACGUAUCAGCGCUCCAGUAUGAAUGCAAUGGCGAGGUGAAUUUGCGAGACCGAAAGAUUCAAGAGGCGCAGGGUUGGUUUUUCCCCGAUGUGGACAAGAUGAAGGAGGCCCGGGCAAUGGAAUUAAAGAGCUGUCGCAAGCUGGAAUCCCUUAGGGGGAAAAUCUAA